Molecule: messenger RNA, 639 nt
Organism: Symbiodinium sp. CCMP2592
Lineage: Eukaryota; Dinophyceae; Suessiales; Symbiodiniaceae
Source: the annotation of a GenBank genome assembly
AUGGACAAGGGGCCGUCUCCGAUGUUUCAUCUGGGCAUGACUGGGAGCUUUCGCAUCAAGGGCAAGAAAGCCCUCGUCUACGUAAGGCAGAAGGAGGAGGAUCCCAAUAGCUGGCCACCAAAGUUCUGGAAGGUGGAGCUGCAAAUGGCCGAUGGCACCUGCUUCGCGAUGACCGACGCUCGUCGCUUCGGUCGGAUUCGGCUCUGCAAGGAGCCAUGGGAGUGCCCGCCUGUAUGUCACAUGGGUUUCGAUCCGCUGCUCGCCAUGCCGAGGCUGGCUUGCUUCGCCGAGCAGCUGCAGGGGAGAAGUGCCGACAUCAAGGCAGUGCUUCUGGAUCAGGGUUUUGCGGCCGGGGUCGGCAAUUGGGUUGCUGACGAGGUGUUGUACCAGGCGGCAAUUCACCCACAGGAGCGCUGCUCCGACUUGACACCAGCUUCCGUCGCCAAGUUGCACCGCAGCCUUCGCCUGGUGAUUUCCGUGGCCUGCAAGGCCGGAGCAGACGCGAAGAGGUAUCCAAGGACAUGGCUUUUCCACUUUCGCUGGGCAAAGGGCUCGAGCCAAGCGGUGGAUGGCAAGGGUCGUGAGAUCAAGUUUGUCACUUCCGGUGGACGGACAUCCGCCUAUGCCCAUGCCCCGUGA